Molecule: messenger RNA, 1077 nt
Organism: Malassezia vespertilionis
Lineage: Eukaryota; Fungi; Basidiomycota; Malasseziomycetes; Malasseziales; Malasseziaceae
Gene: BET4
Product: protein geranylgeranyltransferase type II
Exons: 2
Coding region: 1-1077 (358 amino acids)
Biological process (GO): protein geranylgeranylation
Cellular component (GO): Rab-protein geranylgeranyltransferase complex; cytoplasm
Molecular function (GO): Rab geranylgeranyltransferase activity
Source: RefSeq, a predicted model, not a curated record
AUGCACAACGUCCGCAGAGUCCAGACGGGUACGCUGUCUGCAGAAGAGAUCGCCGCACAGCGCGAAGCGGAGCGUCAGAAGCUGGAUACAUACAAUGGGCUGGAAACAAAGUAUAGAGAACAUCGCAACCGAGGCGACAAGCAUGAGGAAGCAUUGGAAAGUACGACGGCGCUCCUUACGGUGAACCCCGAAUACUAUUCUGUAUGGAACUAUCGGCGUGAAAUUUUGGAGGACAUGUUUGCACACGAUCCAUCGCGAAAAGAGCAGCUGUUAGACCAAGAUAUGGCGCUCACGCAGCAGAGUAUGCGCACGCACCCCAAAGUGUACUGGUUAUGGAAUCACCGACGAUGGUGUCUCGAAUCAUUACCCUCUGAAGAAGCAGAACGGAAAUGGCGCCAGGAGCUGAGUUUGGUGGAUAUGAUGCUUGGGAUGGACCCGCGAAAUUUCAUGGGGUGGAACUACAGGCGCUACGUAAUUGCCGAACUAGCCGCGGCGAUGGUGCGGGACGAGCAAGAGCAGCAAACGAUCCCGCCCUUUCCAAGCUCCUUAUCGUCGCCAGCCUUAUCCACACAAGCAAAGAAUGCACACUUGGAGCUCGCCAACGAAGAGUUGCGCUACACUUUAAAAAAAAUCGAGCACAAUUUCAGCAAUUUCAGUGCAUGGCACUACCGCUCGAAGCUCAUCCCACGUAUCUGGGACGCACAAGGCCUUGACGAAACGAUGCGCAUCCAGGAGCGUGAUAAAGAGUUUGAGCUUUUGCAGCAGGCAAUGUACACGGAUCCUGGUGAUUCGAGCAUCUGGAUUUACCACCGGUGGCUUGUGUCGCAAGCGCCGACAAAGCGCACCCUCGACGCACAAAUCCAGGUGAUUGCAGAGCUUUUGGAGCUCGAGCCAGAUAGCAAAUGGUGCAUGCAGACCCUUGCGCACUACAAGCAGCAGCUGGUUUUGCUCCAUGGCGACGCGCUCGAAGCAGCCACACGAAACGAGCUCGAAGAUGCGUCGCGUGCUUUGCUAGAAAAACUUGCUGUGAUAGACCCACUCCGCAAGGCACGCUACAUGGAUCUGCUGCAUACCUAG